AGAGCAGCAGCAUCAUGACAGGACGAGCAGCUUCUCCUCCGCCAUGUAGAUCUCGGCAGACGGCUCUCUUCCUCCUUCCUGCUCCGGAGCCUCCCCGGUGUACCAUGACAUCCCGGCGGCUGUGGGCGGCGGUGUGCCUCCUGCUCGCCUCCUGCCGCCUCACCCAGGCUGCCAGACACGGUUGCUUGUUCGAGAAAAAUCUGUGUCCCAGAGAUCAUCUUUGCAACGACGAUGGUUUGUUUGGACAGUGCCGGGCUCCUCACCAGGAUCCAGUCCAGUAUUUGGUGUCUGUACCUACUUUGCAUAAGCUGCAGGAAGUCCUCAAAGACCUGAUGGUGCAAGGUAUGACCUGGAAGGACGAUGUCACCCAGGCGACGAUUGGCCGAGAGUUGAGUUACAUUCCCACCGUUGGCUCGUCGCAGCUUCAUGAGCGCAAACAGUUGCUCAGUCAGCGAAGACGUCGGCGAGUUGUGGAGUCAGGUGACCCGGAAAUGAUACAGCAGUUCCUACAGUACCUAACCUUUGACCCCUCUCAAUCCUCCAUACACGUGCAGACACCCCUUCUGGAACCAUACCUCUACCACCAGCAGAAGUUUGGCGAUGAAGACGAGACUGAACCAUCCCUCAACUCCUUAGAAGAGAAUCCCAUCUCUCCAUUCCACCGCGUCCUUCCCCGCCCCAGAUCCCAAGGAAAAGCUCUGGACAGAGACCGACAGCUUCUCCAGCACCUGGUGUCCUCUUACCUGUCCUCUCCGUCGUCUUCCUCCUCCUAUGUCCGGGCUGUCUCCCGCCACAGGGGGGCGCCGGGAACAUCUUUAGCGUUGGCCUCGUCCCUCCCGGAGCUUGACUUACCGCUAGACUAUGACGAGGACUACCUCUCACAAGUUAAGCAUCUUAGCAAGGAGCAGCAGCAGCGCAGCAAGUUGAUGCUGAAGUACGAUGCCAGCGCAGGAUUGGAUGCACGUUCUCUACAACGUUUGGCUCUGCUGCUGGACCACUAUGGCCUGGAUGUGAAAGAUCUGUCCCCCGAGCAGAUGGAAAAGCUGCCAGAUGUGCUUAAACAGCUGCAGCAGGAGAGCUCCUUCAGCCAUAAAUCCAUUAAAGAUAACUAUGGAAACAAUGCUGCCACGGGGAAAAAGUUCACAGAAGGUUCCAUGGAGCACAAGAUGGCUACCCCAAACAGUGUACCCAACAUUAGGUCCUCCAAACCAGUAAAAGUGCAAAAGGAGACCAACUCCACCACAAUGAACCAACCGGAGAAUAACAUUCCAAAAGAUCUGCUUGGACCGGCCUUGGCCUAUGGGACCCACUCAAACUCCAGGAACUUGCCAGCCGAAAACACUGCAGAAAAACAGAAUGCAGAUAAGAACUUCCUGGAGCCCGAGGUGGGCCUGAAGGUUGUGCAGAGCAGCGACAGGCAGCCUCAGAGCAGUGAAGGAAAGGCGUCCCUCCUGGCUACUCCUGUCCAACCCGGCUCUCGCUGGCUUUUUGCUACCCUGGUGGCUUCCGCCUGCAUUGGCGGCGUCCUGCUUGCAGCGCUGAGCAUCACUUGCUUGCGUAACCACGCCCACAAGCUGGCGACAAGGAAGCUGGGCCUGGGCACGGAGGCGGGCAGCUUCAACCACCAGGAGUACCAGGACCUGUGUCGCCAGCACAUGGCCUCCAAAGGUGCUUUUGGGCGCCUGGAAGCUGCCGCCCUGGGUGCUGUGGGAGGGGCGAGCGGAGGAGGAGCGUCCGGCGCAGGGCGAGGCGCAGGAGCAGCGGGGGGCAUCGACUCAAGAGUGAGUAGCGUGUCUUCCCAGUUCAGCGACGGAGCCCAGCCCAGUCCGAGCUCCCACAGCAGCACGCCGUCGUGGUGCGAGGAACCGGCGCAGGCCAACAUGGACAUCUCCACCGGUCACAUGAUUUUGGCCUACAUGGAGGACCACCUCAGGAACAAAGAUCGUCUCUUCAAGGAAUGGGAAGCUCUGUGUUCCUACCAGGCGGAGCCCAGCAGCGUGAGCGUGGCUCAGAGUGACCCCAAUGUCAAGAAGAACCGCUUUCACGACUCGCUGCCCUAUGAUCAUGCCAGGGUGAAGCUGAAGGCGGAAACCAACCCCUCUCGGUCUGACUACAUCAACGCCAGCACUAUAAUCGAGCACGACCCUCGCAUGCCGGCCUACAUCGCCACCCAGGGCCCGCUGUCACAUACCAUCUCGGACUUCUGGCAGAUGGUGUGGGAGAGCGGCUGCACGGUGAUCGUCAUGAUGACGGCUCUGGUGGAGGAAGGAGAAAAACAAUGCGACCGCUACUGGCCCGACGAAGGCUCCUCGCUGUACCACAUCUACGAGGUCAACCUGGUGUCCGAGCACAUCUGGUGCAAGGACUUCCUGGUGAGAAGCUUUUACCUGAAGAACGUCCAGACGCAAGAGACUCGGACCCUCACUCAGUUCCACUUCCUGAGCUGGCCGGCUCACGGCAUACCCACCUCCACGCGCCCCCUACUGGACUUCCGCAGGAAGGUGAACAAAUGCUACCGAGGACGCUCCUGCCCCAUCAUCGUCCACUGCAGUAACGGAACAGGCCGGACUGGGACCUACAUCCUGAUUGACAUGGUUCUGAAUCGUAUGGCCAAAGGUGUGAAAGAGAUCGACAUUGCUGCCACACUGGAGCACGUUCGUGACCAGAGGCCUGGAAUGGUCCGCACCAAGGACCAGUUUGAAUUUGCCCUGACUGCUGUUGCCGAGGAGGUCAACGCCAUCAUUAAAGCUCUGCCUCAGUGAAGCUGGACCACACUUAUGCCUGAUGACCUCUGGACUGCCUUUUGCCUUGAAAAUCAACAGUGAUGUCACAACAAUGAAAAUUUAAAAAAAUCUUUCAAACAUUUAAGAUUUGGAAAGGAUUUGCACAAACGUCAUUUACUGAUGUACAAACCCCGUUUCCAUAUGAGUUGGGAAAUUGUGUUAGAUGUAAAUAUAAACAGAAUACAAUGAUUUGCAAAUCCUUUUCAAGCCAUAUUCAGUUGAAUAUGCUACAAAGACAACAUAUUUGAUGUUCAAACUCAUAAACUUUAUUUUUUUUUGCAAAUAAUAAUUAACUUAGAAUUUCAUGGCUGCAACACGUGCCAAAGUAGUUGGGAAAGGGCAUGUUCACCACUGUGUUACAUCACCUUUUCUUUUAACAACACUCAAUAAACGUUUGGGAACUGAGGAAACUAAUUGUUGAAGCUUUGAAAGUGGAAUUCUUUCCCAUUCUUGUUUUAUGUAGAGCUUCAGUCCUUCAACAGUCCGGGGUCUCCGCUGUCGUAUUUUACACUUCAUAAUGAGCCACACAUUUUCCAUGGGAGACAGGUCUGGACUGCAGGCAGGCCUGGAAAGUACCCGCACUCUUUCUUUACAAAGCCACGCUGUUGUAACACUUGUCUAACUGAAAUAAGCAGGGGCGUCCAUGAUAACGUUGCUUGGAUGACAACAUAUGUUGUUCCAAAACCUGUAUGUACCUUUCAGCAUUAAUAGUGCCUUCACAGAUGUGUAAGUUACCCAUGCCUUGGGCACUAAUACACCCCCAUACCAUCACACAUGCUGGCUUUUCAACUUUGCGCCUAUAACAAUCCGAAUGGUUAUUUUCGUCUUUGUUCGAGAGGACACCACAUCUUCUGUUUCCAAAUAUAAUUAGAAAUUUGGACUUGUCAGACCACAGAACACCUUUCCACUUUGCAUCAGUCCAUCGUAGGUGAGCUCGGGCCCAGCAAAGCCGGCGGCAUUUCUGGAUGUUGUUGAUAAAUGGGUUUGGCUUUGCAUAGUAGAGUUUUAACUUGCACUUACAGAUGUAGCAACCAACUGUAGUUACUGACAGUUGUUUUAUGAAGUGUUCCUGAGCCCAUGUGGUGAUAUCCUUUACACACUGAUGUCGUUUUUGCGAUGCAGUACCGCCUGAGGGAUCAAAAGUCUGUAAUAUCAUCGCUUACGUGCAAUAAUUUCACCAGAUUCUCUGAACUUUUUGAUGAUUUUACAGACCGUAGAUGGUAAAAUCCCUAAAUUCCUUGCAAUAGCUCGUUGAGAAAUGUUGUUCUAAAACUGUUUGACAAUUUGCUUACAAAGUGGUGACCCUCGCCCCAUCCUUGUUUGUGAAUUACUUAGCAUUUCAUGGAAGUUGAUUUUAUACCCAAUCAUGGCACCCACCUGUUCCCACCUGAGGGAUGGAAGGUCACGGUCAUUUAAUGUUGGUUUCCUGACAUGCUGCUUACGUGGAGUGAUUUCUCCAGAUUCUCUGAACCUUUUGAUGAUAUUAUGGAGCGUAGAUGUUGAAAUCCCUAAAUUUCUUGCAAUGUCACUUUGAGAAAGGUUGUUCUUAAACUGUUUGACUAUUUGCUCACACAGUUGUGGACAAAGGGGUGUACCUCGCCCCAUCCUUUCCAGUGAAGAUUGAGAAUUUUUUGGGAAGCUGUUUUCAUAGCCAAUCAUGGCACCCACCUGUUCCCAAUUAGCUUGCACACCUGUGGGAUGUUCCAAAUAAGUGUUUGAUGAGCAUUCCUCAACUUUAUCUGUAUUUAUUGCCACCUUUCCCAACUUCUUUGUCACAUGUUGCUGGCAUCAAAUUCUAAAGUUAAUGAUUAUUUGCACAAAAAAAAAGUUUAUGAGUUUGAACAUCAAAUAUGUUGUCUUUGUAGCAUAUUCAACUGAAUAUGGCUUGAAAAGGAUUUGCAAAUCAUUGUAUUCUGUUUAUAUUUACAUCUAACACAAUUUCCCAACUCAUAUGGAAACGGGGUUUGUAUUGGUUUUGUGGGAUAACAACUGCUGUAACACAUUACAUUUUCAUUGUAGAAUGCUAAAUUAGUUCCGUCCCUAACUUCCUGUCAUCUGGUAGCAUUUAAAUGAAAAAUGAGGUUUGACUUGUACCUGUGCAAAUCCAUUCUAAAGAUACUGUGGCGGUUUUCUUGGGGGAACUUGAAGCAGAUACAUUUCAGCUUGUGCUCGUGUGGUUUGUCGUUAAUUGUGCUGCUAAAUAAAUACACGUGGUUUUGUCUCAGGAAGUUUGAGUCAAAGCUUGAAAAAGGACUUCUACUUCAUCCUAUACAGUGAAGUUAAGGUCAGAUAUUGGUGGUGAUCUCCUGCUGGCGGUUAACUUCCCUCACAUGACUAACAUCUGCAAAAAAAGAAAAUGUCCUAUGUGUGCCAUUAAGAUGUUUUUAUGUCACUGGUAUUGUCAUGUAUCUUACGCAACUUCUAAAAUGAAAAAAAAAAAUGGAAGAAAUAUUCAAUGAGAAACAACUAUUUUGUAACUGUGAAAUUAUAAAUAAAUAUUUUCGUGUUUCAGUACUGCAA
Nerophis ophidion (straightnose pipefish) is the source of this 5303-nucleotide messenger RNA. Its product is annotated as receptor-type tyrosine-protein phosphatase-like N. Lineage: Eukaryota; Metazoa; Chordata; Actinopteri; Syngnathiformes; Syngnathidae. Gene Ontology annotation, cellular component: secretory granule. Bases 15 to 2762 code for a protein of 915 amino acids. Gene Ontology annotation, biological process: protein dephosphorylation. The transcript is spliced from 22 exons. The record is from RefSeq and is a predicted model, not a curated record. Gene Ontology annotation, molecular function: protein tyrosine phosphatase activity.